UGUUGUCUCAGGAAAGAGAAUGGAGAAAUGAGAGUUUCAUCCCAUGAUGACCCAGAAACAAAACUCUGUUUAAAACACAGAGACAGACACGAACCGGCAUAAAGCCUAUGGAGCAUGACAUCUGGAAAGAAUACUGAGAAGAGAUACCAAGAAAUUGCAUUGAUACGCAUCAUCAAAACGAUCAGCCGCACACAUGGAUGGAAAUGUAACCCUUCAGCUGUUCCCCAGCAACCACAGCCACAUCAACACCACCUGCUCCCGCAACAACAUUUUUAAGACGCUGGUUCUGCCCGUUUUGUACUCCUGUCUUUUCCUGGUGGGACUCUCUCUCAAUUCUGUAGCAGUGUGGGUGUUUUUUCGCAUCCCGUCUCAGUCGCACUUCAUUAUUUACCUGAAGAAUGUCGUUGUCGCCGAUGUUGUCAUGACGCUGACGUUCCCCUUCAAGGUGCUGUCCGACUCCAACAUGGCGCCGUCACACGUAAGGAUUUUUGUGUGUCGAGUCUCCUCUGUGCUGUUUUACCUCACAAUGUAUAUCAGCAUCCUGUUCUUCGGGCUCAUCAGCAUCGAUCGCUGCAGAAAGACCCUGAUGCCGUUCAGAGGCACCAACUCUGCCCGUCUGGCCCGCAGGAAAUUCCUCUCGGGGGCGGUCUGGAGCUUUUUGCUGGUUCUCUGCCUGCCAAAUGUGAUCCUUACACGAAAAGCCCCAGCUUCUCCAUACUUCAAGUGCAGUGACCUGAAGACAGAGGCUGGUCUGUUUUGGCACGAAGUGGUAAAUCACGUCUGUCAAGUGAUUUUCUGGGGAAACUUGGUUGCCGUGAUAAUAUGUUACACUCUAAUUUCCAAAGAGUUGUACAAAUCCUACUCUCGCACUAAGUCCCGCUGCCCUGGAGGGACGAUAUCUUUAGCGACAAGGACAGAAACAACUCGGAAGUCUCCCCAAGCCAGGAGAAAAAUGAAUGCAAAUGUAUUCCUCGUGCUAGCGGUGUUCUUUGUGUGCUUUGUGCCGUUUCACUUUGCACGAAUCCCCUACACAAUGAGCCAGACUAGAGGGGUUCUCUUUGAUUGCAAGCUCCGGCUUUUCUUCUUCCAGCUAAAGGAAAGCACACUUUUCCUCUCUUCUCUAAAUGCCGUGCUGGACCCUCUGAUCUACUUCUUCCUCUGUCAGUCCUUCAGGACCACUUUGUUCAAGACCCUGCGGCUGCCUCCCGGUACCUGCAGCUGGUUAACAGAAAGAGGCUCAGAGUCAGUCAGGGACUCGUCUGCAUCCACAUAAAUCUGCUGGAUAUAAGGUAGAGUCUUGUGACAGAGCACUGGAUAUGUAAACUUUCUGUGACAGACUGCAGGGCACUUCAGAAAUGUCCUGUUGUUGAGAAUUGUACAUAUGGUAAAAUGAGAAAUGGCAUCAAAUGUGAUACAACAUGUAACCAAAAAGCAACUGAAAGUGAUGAGAAUUCAGACUUUUUAUUUUCAAGUUUGUUUGUUUUUUGCAGAGUUUCGGUUCCCUCUUCCUCUUUAUAACAAGCAAGAAGUUUCUCUUGUAUGUUGUUAUACCAAAUGAUUAUCUAAAAACAAAAAGUAUGGUGACCUUUUGUGUCUCACAUAUUUCAUGUUUGUGUUUGUCCUUUAUAUUUUGUUAUUGGUUUUUCCUUCAGAUUAAGUUCUAAUGACUGUAUACGUCUUUUUGUUGAGUUGUGAGUCUUCUGUAGAUUUUGCAUCGUACUUCAUUAAACACUGAGGAAAUUGAAAA
Xiphophorus maculatus (southern platyfish) is the source of this 1747-nucleotide messenger RNA. RefSeq names its product P2Y purinoceptor 12-like. Gene Ontology annotation, molecular function: G protein-coupled purinergic nucleotide receptor activity. The record is from RefSeq and is a predicted model, not a curated record. Lineage: Eukaryota; Metazoa; Chordata; Actinopteri; Cyprinodontiformes; Poeciliidae. Gene Ontology annotation, cellular component: membrane. The transcript is spliced from 3 exons. Gene Ontology annotation, biological process: G protein-coupled receptor signaling pathway. Bases 194 to 1273 code for a protein of 359 amino acids.